Molecule: messenger RNA, 488 nt
Organism: Paramecium pentaurelia
Lineage: Eukaryota; Ciliophora; Oligohymenophorea; Peniculida; Parameciidae
Source: the annotation of a GenBank genome assembly
UGUAAAAAACCAAUCAAAAGUUAGAUAUACAAUUAUUCUUAAUCAACCAAUCAGAAUUAAGAAUUUCCUUUAAAAAUAGCAUUUGGGUUUUCAGUUUAAAAUAUUAAUUAAAAUGGCUCCAUCAAAAUCACCAAAAGCAGAAGCAAAAAAAACAGUUAAGACUGUUAAAACAAAAAAAAAUACCGAUGACAAGAAGAGAUCAAGAAGAAGAUAAGAAACUUUUGCAUUAUAUAUCUACAAAGUUUUAAGAUAAGUUCAUCCAGAAAUUGGUGUUUCUAGAAAGGCUAUGAACAUCAUGAAUUCAUUCAUUAAUGAUAUUUUUGACAGAAUUGCUCUUGAAGCUAGCAAAUUAGUCAGAUUUAACAAGAGAAGAACUCUUAGUUCAAGAGAAAUUUAAACUGCUGUCAAAUUGUUACUUCCAGGAGAAUUGGCCAGACAUGCCAUUUCAGAAGGAACCAAAGCAGUGACUAAAUAUACAAGUGGAUGAU